AUGCAUGAGGAAGAAACAUACGCCUCUUUGCAGUGGGAUAAUCCAACACCAAACCCUAACCAGAAAUGUCUGCCUUCCAACAAAUGCUCGGGAACAUGGUGUCUUGUGAUGGGGACUUACUGUAUUUUCUGCAUGGGAUUAUUAACAACGUCCAUUUUCUUGGGCAUCAAGUGUUGCAAACGGAGAGAUUCCAAUCAACUAAUCAGGUCUGCGGAUACCUCAGAGACAAUUCCCUUCUUUCAGCUAACUGCAGCUCUUGGAAGUAUUUUAUCUGAUUUUAUCACUGGCAGCUUGAGGAAGAUCAAAGGAAGCCAUGGUUACUGGGUGGGGCUGUCUCAGGGUGGACCCAGCAGCCCUUGGCUUUGGCAAGAUGGCUCUGCUCCUUCCCCUGACCUGUAA
Propithecus coquereli (Coquerel's sifaka) is the source of this 399-nucleotide messenger RNA. RefSeq names its product C-type lectin domain family 9, member A (gene CLEC9A). NCBI's taxonomy places the organism in Eukaryota, Metazoa, Chordata, Mammalia, Primates, Indriidae. The record is from RefSeq and is a predicted model, not a curated record. The transcript is spliced from 4 exons. Gene Ontology annotation, cellular component: cell surface; membrane. Bases 1 to 399 code for a protein of 132 amino acids. Gene Ontology annotation, biological process: receptor-mediated endocytosis.